This is a messenger RNA of Echinops telfairi (small Madagascar hedgehog), 3736 nucleotides long. RefSeq names its product helicase, POLQ like (gene HELQ). NCBI's taxonomy places the organism in Eukaryota, Metazoa, Chordata, Mammalia, Afrosoricida, Tenrecidae. Gene Ontology annotation, molecular function: nucleic acid binding; ATP binding. The record is from RefSeq and is a predicted model, not a curated record. Bases 107 to 3280 code for a protein of 1057 amino acids. The transcript is spliced from 18 exons.
GGGAACGCAGUUUUCUCGCGUCCGCCCUAACCCCUUCCCGCCCCUCCACCGAGGCGGCGUUGCUGCCCCGGGUGACAACAUUUUGGCCCGGCCGUAGGGCCCUGUCAUGGAUGAAGGUGGUUCCCGCCUCCGCCGGCGGGUCUCUGUCCGCAAACGGAACCGCCGCAGCCUAGGGCCCAUUUGUGCCGCCGCCGAGCUCGUGCCGGAGAAUGUGGAUGAGGAGCAGAUGGUGGCGGGGAGCCGGCGGCGGAGAACCGUGGGCGAGCCACCCGUCGAGCACAGUGACAGCGAGGAGGACAUGUUUGGUGGCUAUGACAGCUUUGCUGAAAACUCUUUUUUAGCUCAAGUUGAUGACCUUGAACAAAAAUAUAUGCCGUUUCCAGAGCAUGAGAAAUGUGUUACAGACCCUGCCACUGAAGAUCUUUAUUUAGAAAGCAUCCACAAACGUAACGCCACCAUUAUUGCCCGAGACCAUGUCACCACAUUGAACACUGGUGCCCACCACAGUAAGCAUGAGGAUGCUGUUAUUGAACCGGAGACUGAUCUUUUAUAUGAUGUACCUUCUUCACAGGUUUUAUACUUUGAAAAUUUGCAGAACUCCUCAAAUGAACUGGACAAUCAGUUUAGCAAAAAAAAGGAUUGGAAUCUACCCUCUCACCAGACAGCGAAAGACAAAUGGCCCCCAAACUGCAUCGAGCCACCCCAGCAGAACGAUGCCUCGUCUUCUAAAGUCCAAACAAGCUCAGAUGCGAGCAGGAGGAGAAGUCUUAGAGAUCAUCUAAAAAGUGCCAUGACGGAAAAUGCCAAGGCACAGGCACCGGUUUUUUCUAAGACCAACCAGCUCAAAGAGACUCUUCUAUUUGAAGAAAUUAAUGUCGCUAAGAAAAUGCUUGAGUCGCCCUCAGAUGACCGCGGUCCCUUUUAUUCACUCCCCAGCAAAGUGAGAGACCUUUACCUUCAGUUGAAGGGAAUCGAAAACUUAUAUGAAUGGCAGCAUACUUGCUUAACUCUGAGUUCAGUGCAAGAAAGAAAAAAUUUGAUCUACUCCUUGCCAACGAGUGGUGGGAAAACCCUUGUGGCUGAGAUUUUAAUGCUACAAGAACUGCUUUGCCGUCGGAAAGAUGUUGUAAUGAUCCUGCCAUAUGUGGCCAUUGUCCAAGAAAAGAUUUCGGGCUUGUCAAUUUUUGGCAUGGAGCUGGGUUUCUUUGUCGAAGAAUAUGCUGGAAGCAAAGGGAAAUUUCCUCCUGUCAGAAGAAGGGAAAAGCAAUCACUGUAUAUUGCCACUAUUGAAAAAGGGCAUAGCCUGGUGAACUCCUUGAUUGAAAUGGGAAGAAUUAGCGCUCUGGGUCUGGUGGUUGUCGAUGAGUUGCACAUGAUUGGUGAAGGAAGCCGAGGGGCUGUACUGGAAAUGACUCUAGCAAAAAUCCUCUACACCAGCAAAACAACUCAGAUCAUUGGUAUGAGUGCGACACUGAACAAUGUUGAAGACCUACAAGAGUUCCUUAAAGCUGAGUAUUAUACCAGUCAGUUUAGACCAGUUGAAUUAAAAGAAUACCUGAAAAUAAAUGAUGAGCUAUAUGAGGUUGACAGCAAAGCUGAGAGUGGCAUUACUUUUUCACGUCUCCUUACUUAUAAGUAUUCUGAUACCUUGAAAAAGAUGGAUCCUGAUUGCUUGAUAGCGUUGGUAACAGAAGUUAUUCCCAAUUAUUCCUGCUUAGUUUUUUGUCCUACUAAGAAGAACUGUGAAAAUGUAGCAGAAAUGAUAUGCAAAUUUUUAAGCAAGGACUAUCUGAAACACAGGGAAAAAGAAAAAUCCGAGAUGAUUAACAACUUGAAGAACAUCAGCGGUGGCAACAUAUGCCCUGUUUUGAAGAGGACUAUCCCAUUUGGAAUUGCCUAUCACCACAGUGGCUUAACCAGUGACGAAAGGAAGCUCUUGGAGGAGGCCUACUCCACAGGAGUCCUCUGUCUUUUUACCUGCACAUCGACCCUCGCGGCAGGUGUCAACCUACCAGCUCGAAGAGUUAUUUUAAGAGCCCCCUAUGUUGCGAAGGAGUUUUUAAAGAGGAAUCAAUAUAAGCAGAUGAUUGGCAGAGCUGGCCGUGCUGGGAUAGAUACUGUUGGGGAGAGUAUCUUGAUAUUGCAAGCAAAGGAUAAGCAACAGGUACUGCAGUUAAUAAACAGUCCAAUGGAAAACUGUUAUAGCCACCUUGUUCAGGAAUUUGCCAAGGGGAUCCAGACUUUAUUUCUCUCUUUGAUUGGUUUGAAGGUUGCAACAAAUCUGAAUGACAUAUGUCACUUUAUGAGGGGCACACUUUUGGGAGUUCAGCAGAAGAUUUUGUUGAAAGGAAAAAGCCUCUCGGAAAUAACUAUGGAAUCACUUAACUGCCUGGCAGAAAAAGGACUCCUACAAAAAGACACGAUUUAUAAGUCUGAAGCAGAGUUCCAAUGUAAUUUCCAGAUUACAAAGUUGGGACGAGCUUCUUUCAAGGGAAUGAUAGAUCUGGCUUACUGUGACAUUCUCUACAGAGACUUGAAGAAAGGCCUUGAAGGACUUGUGCUUGAGAGCCUUCUUCAUCUAGUCUACCUGGCAACCCCCUAUGAUAUGGUUUCCCAGUGCAACCCUGACUGGAUGGUUUACUUCAGGCAGUUCAGCCAGCUCAGUCCAGCAGAACAAAAAGUAGCUGCUCUUGUGGGAGUCUCCGAAAGCUUUAUUGGGAAGAAAGCUUCUGGUCAAGCAAUCAGGAAGAAAGUGGACAAGGACAUUGUCAACCGACUGUACCUGUCUUUUAUUCUUUAUACCUUGCUCAAAGAGACCAAUGUUUGGAGCGUAUCUGAUAAAUUUAAUAUGCCUCGAGGGUAUAUACAAAAUCUUCUCACUGGAGCUGCCUCAUUCUCAUCUUGUGUACUACAUUUCUGUGAGGAGCUGGAGGAGUUUUGGGUAUAUGAAGCCCUUUUGGUAGAACUCACCAAGAAGCUGACGUACUGUGUAAAGGCAGAGCUAAUCCCUCUCAUGGAAGUGACUGGAGUUCUAGAGGGUCGAGCAAAACAAUUAUACAGUGCUGGCUACAAAAGUUUAAUACACUUAGCUAAUGCAGAUCCUGAGGUGCUAAUAAAGACAGUUAAUCAUUUAUCAAGACGUCAGGCCAAGCAGAUUGUUUCAUCCGCAAAGAUGCUGUUACAUGAAAAAGCAGAAGCUUUGCAAGAAGAAAUAGAAGAGUUACUGAAAUUGCCUUCUGAUUUCCCUGAUAAUGUGGCUUCUUCCACUGAACAGCCAUAAAGCCAUCUAAUGAACAGUUCUGAAAAUGAAUUAUUUAUUGUACAUGUAUUUUAUUAAGCAUUUCCCCUACUUUAUGAGUGAGAAAUACAUUUUAUUUGUACUCUAGAAAGUGUGGAUUAUGUCUGAAUAUAGCCCUUCCCCAUAAUUACAGUAACCUUUUCCAAAAUAAUCCAUCUUCAAUACUUACACAUUCUUUUUCUGCUCAGAAGUCUAUGGUGCCCACCAAAUAAUGAAGUCCAGCUUCCUCAGCAUACCCUCAACCUACCACUGUAGCCAGACCUUUCCUUAUUCUUUUAUUUAAGUGCAUCCAACUGGACUACUCUUAGCCCUAGGAAUUUCCCUGUGAUUCCCAAACCCUCGUAUUUCCUAACUGCUUUAUGCCCGCAAAUUAUCUUAAAGAUGUACUGUCUCCUUUCAGUGCCAAAUAAAAAUGCUCAAAUGCUGUCUCUUCUGUGA